AUGAGCCCGCCCGUGCAGUAUGGAGGAGAUGAGGUUGGCGCGCUUGUCCUCGACAUCGGGUCGAGUACCGUCCGAGCAGGCUACGCCGGCGAAGACGCGCCAAAGUGCCUCUUCCCCACCGCCUUCGCGACUGUCCCUUCCUCCGACCCUUCACAACCGCCGACCUACGUGCACGGCAACAACGUCCAUCUCUACCGCCCGCACGCAACCGUAUUGAGCUUCGUCGCAGACCAGAUCGUCACCGACUGGGAUGCGGCGGGUCGCGCGCUCGAACAUGCGUUCCAGGACCGGAUGAGGGUCAAGACGCUCGAGGAGUUCCCCUUGAUGGCGACAGAGCCGAGCUGGAACACGAAGGAGAACAAGGAGAAGAUGUGCGAGCUGGCGUUCGAGACGUGGCAGACGCCGGCGUUCUACUCGGUCGACAAGGCGGUCAUGAGCGCAUUUGCGGCGGGCAAGGGUUCAGCUUUGAUCGUGAAUGUUGGAGAGGAGUUGACGACUGUGACGCCGGUCUACGACGGGUUUGUCCUGCGAAAAGCCAUCCAAAAGCAGCCCACGGGCGGCGCACUCCUCUCCGAAGUCCUCCUCUCCAGCCUCAAAUCCCAAUCACUUCCCGUUACGCCGCACUACCUCGUCAAGACAAAGGAGGCGGUCGAGCCCAACCAGCCGGCGAAUGCGCAACUGCGGGAGGACCGGCUACCCAAUCCGUCUGACCCGAACGCCGCGACAACGCCUUCGUACCAUCGCCUGGAGGAGAUGCGGUUGAUGCACGAGCUGAAGGAGUCGGUGUGCGAGGUGAUGACGCCCAGCUGGGAUGACAAUUCGGUCAACCAGAAAGCGAGUCGGGCGUUCGAGUUCCCUGACGGUUUCAACACCUACCUCGGCACUGUUCGCCUCAGCACGCCCGAGAUCAUCUUCAACCCGCAGCGCUUCCUUCCGGUAGAGUUCAAGAACCGACAACUCCCUCCGUCCGCCUCCACGAUCCCCUCCCACCCCUACUCUGCCCUCCAGCCUCUCGCCGGCCUCAUCCGCAACACGCUCAUCCAGGUCGACCCGGACCUCCAAGCGACGCUGCUCGCCAACGUUGUCGUUACGGGCGGCACGACCCUCAUUCCUGGCUUUGUCGACAGGUUGCAGGCAGAGUUGGGCAUCGUCGCGCCUGGCAUGAAGAUCAAGAUUCACGCCGCCGCCUCUGCCGCCGAGCGCACGCACUCGUCCUGGCUCGGCGGGUCGAUUCUCGCUUCGCUCGGGACGUUCCACCAGCUCUGGAUCGGCAAGGACGAGUACCAGGAAGUCGGCAAGUCGGUCGUGCAUCGUCGGGCGAAGUAA
Molecule: messenger RNA, 1326 nt
Organism: Rhodotorula toruloides NP11
Lineage: Eukaryota; Fungi; Basidiomycota; Microbotryomycetes; Sporidiobolales; Sporidiobolaceae
Product: actin-related protein Arp4p
Exons: 9
Coding region: 1-1326 (441 amino acids)
Biological process (GO): regulation of transcription by RNA polymerase II
Cellular component (GO): SWI/SNF complex; NuA4 histone acetyltransferase complex
Molecular function (GO): chromatin binding
Source: RefSeq, a predicted model, not a curated record